Messenger RNA from Dalotia coriaria, 1256 nucleotides. RefSeq names its product odorant receptor 45a-like. NCBI's taxonomy places the organism in Eukaryota, Metazoa, Arthropoda, Insecta, Coleoptera, Staphylinidae. Gene Ontology annotation, biological process: sensory perception of smell; detection of chemical stimulus involved in sensory perception of smell. The record is from RefSeq and is a predicted model, not a curated record. The transcript is spliced from 4 exons. Gene Ontology annotation, cellular component: plasma membrane. The coding region runs from base 127 to 1125 and encodes 332 amino acids. Gene Ontology annotation, molecular function: odorant binding; olfactory receptor activity.
UUCUCCAAGUUUUUACUGUUUAAUACUGUUAUCCUUUUCACCGGCUUGGAAACCUACGAAUUCUUUGUGCAAUGGGGUGAUUUAAACACGAUUGCAAGCGUCACCAAUUAUUUACUCACUCAUAUCAUGGGUGCCGUGGAGACAAUUCUUCUCUAUAACAAUCGUAAAAAAAUUGGCAGGAUGAUGUUAUCCCUUCAUAAAGCACCCUACGCUCCUGAUAUCAAACGUGGCGGUGAAAUAGAAACAAUCUGGAUAAGAAAAAUCGUCCAAAUCACCGAAGGAAUGUAUAUUGUAUUCGGUGUGACGUUGUUGAUGACUAUUUUAAUGAGCGUCGUGGAAGUGUUACAUAGUCGCUUGACACAACCGGAAGAAGGAUGGACGAUGGGUUUUGCACCCAUGACCGUCGGUGAUUUCCAGAAACACUCACCAUUCUUUGAAAUCUCCGCUGUUUACCAAAUCUUUGAAGUAUCUGUUUAUGCAUAUAUUAUUUUAACUACUUAUUUAUUGAUGUCCACCAUUAUGGGUCACAUAAGUGUGCAGAUGAAAAUCUUAGCGAAUGGUAUGAGAAGCAUGAGAACACGCGCGGAGGAACUAGCAGGUGGUGAGAAGGAUAAUCUUGAUGUGGUUAAUAAAAAGAUGGAUAUUUUAAUGCGGCAAUCAAUUGAACAUCAUUUACAAGUGCUGGAUUUGGCGGCGGAGAUGGAAAGCUUAUGCAGUAUUAUGAUUCUAUCAGUGUUUGCCUGUAGUGUGGUAUUAAUGUGCUUUUUAUUGUUUUUCGCGUCACUUUAUCCUUUUGGAAGUGUGGAGUUUUUCCACUUUUUCUUCUAUUGGUGGUGCAUUGCUUGUCAAGUAGGAGCGUAUUGUUACUGGGGAAAUGAAGUGAGUUUAGAAGCUGAACAAGUAGCUAAUGCCGCAGCUGAAAUUGACUGGCCUGGUGCUUCGAAACAUAUUACGAAUGCGAUUGUGAUGAUUAUAAGAAGAGCGCAAAGGCCUUUGUAUAUCACAGCAGGGAAAUUUGUUCCAUUAAGCAUGGAAACACUAAUGAUGAUUGUGAAAGGAUCAUUCUCGUAUUUUAUGGUUCUACAACAAACUCAAGAGGAGAAGGGUGAACUUGCACCGCCUUAGAGUCAACCACGUAAAGAAAAACACAACCACUCAUCAUAGAAUGCGUUUAUUGCAUUAUUUUGUACUAAAAUUGUGUGAUGCUACUAAAUACGAUUUAAAAUCACAUAAAUAGAAAAUGAAUGUCUAGCAAA